UACAGUUGACUUUAACAACGCUGUUCGAAUAUAAAUAUCCCAGAGUUAUUCCCGUGGAACUUAAAGUAGUACCAGCGAUCUGUCACUGUUUUACAAAUAAUAAACACGUCGCAGUACCACUUUGGUUUUUGUGAAGGCGCAUCCAUGGCAUCAAACGAUAAUUUAACAGCUGUUUUAUACGGCAUUAAUGAUAUCAGACUGGAACAAAGGCCCAUACCAGUACCUAAAGAUGAUCAGGUUCUUUUACAAAUGGCAGUGGUCGGUAUUUGCGGAUCUGAUGUACAUUAUCUAGUACAUGGCUCAAUUGGACCAUUCGUCGUUAAGAAGCCCAUGAUUAUAGGUCAUGAGGCAUCCGGCACUGUAGUUAAAGUAGGCAAAAACGUGAAACACCUCCAACCAGGCGACCAAGUUGCCAUUGAGCCUGGUGUACCCUGUAGAUUUUGUGCUUUCUGCAAAAGUGGAGACUACCAUCUUUGCGCCGAUAUUUUCUUUUGUGCCACACCACCAGAUGAUGGCAAUCUGAGCAGAUACUAUGUGCAUGCGGCUGAUUUUUGUCACAAGCUUCCUCCAAACAUGGAUUUGGAAGAUGGCGCCCUCAUGGAACCUCUGUCCGUAGGAGUACAUGCUACAAAAAGGGGCUUCGUUACUGUAGGCGAUGUUGUGCUCAUUUUGGGAGCAGGACCUAUCGGCCUGGUCACUUUACUAUCUGCCAAAGCUAUGGGAGCUUCUAAAAUCAUUGUCACAGAUAUUUGGGAUGUGAAACUGCAGACAGCCAAGGAAUUGGGGGCUCAUCAUGUAAUUAAGAUAGAAAAAGGCAUGGAAGAAGACGCAAUUGUUGCCAAAAUUGUGGAGCUAUUAGGAGAACAGCCAAACAAAACCUUCGAUUGUUCUGGGGCAGAACAAAGUGUGAGAAUUGCUCUUAAGGUGACAAAAAGCAAAGGAAUUGUCGUAUUGAUCGGAAUGGGUCAACUUGAGCAAACUCUACCAUUAUCAAGCGCGAUUAUCCGUGAAGUUGAUAUUAGAGGUGUCUUCAGAUAUAGCAACGAUUAUCCAAUAGCUAUCGAUAUGGUGGCCUCAGGCAAGAUUAGCGUAAAGCCACUAAUCACACAUCACUUUAAAAUCGAAGAAACUGUUAAAGCAUUCGAGGUAGCUAGAACUCAAGCAGGAAAUCCCAUCAAGAUCUUGAUUCACGCCAAUCCCAACUGGAAACCCAAUAAAAAAUAAAUUAAUUUUGGAGUUCGGCGACACAAACUUUAAAUUUCUAUUUUUUUGUUAACUGUUUAAUGAAGUUUGUUUGUUAAAAUAGCGCAUAUUUCACGUUGCGUUUUAUGGCAGUGUAUCUGAUAUUAUUGAUAUACGAGCUGUUGUACAUUCCAUUUUUAUUGGAAUAAAAUAUAUACAUUAGAAACAA
This is a messenger RNA of Dendroctonus ponderosae (mountain pine beetle), 1411 nucleotides long. Its product is annotated as sorbitol dehydrogenase. NCBI's taxonomy places the organism in Eukaryota, Metazoa, Arthropoda, Insecta, Coleoptera, Curculionidae. The record is from RefSeq and is a predicted model, not a curated record. The transcript has 8 exons. The coding region runs from base 145 to 1224 and encodes 359 amino acids. Gene Ontology annotation, molecular function: L-iditol 2-dehydrogenase (NAD+) activity; zinc ion binding. Gene Ontology annotation, biological process: D-sorbitol catabolic process.